Messenger RNA from Lepus europaeus (European hare), 1195 nucleotides. It is a transcript of the gene RNF208, whose product is annotated as ring finger protein 208. Gene Ontology annotation, biological process: protein ubiquitination. The record is from RefSeq and is a predicted model, not a curated record. The transcript has a single exon. NCBI's taxonomy places the organism in Eukaryota, Metazoa, Chordata, Mammalia, Lagomorpha, Leporidae. Gene Ontology annotation, molecular function: ubiquitin protein ligase activity. The coding region runs from base 270 to 1058 and encodes 262 amino acids.
CAGAGACCCUGGGUGAGCCCCUGGGUGCGACCCCCGGCCCAGGACAGCCCCCUGCCGGCCCCUGCCCCUGCCUGCCGCCCCCGCCUCUCCCUCCUGCCCCUAGGACUGGACCAGAGAGGCCACUGUGGCCCCUGGGGGGGGCCCUGCCCUCCCAGCUCGCGCCAGCCGCCCCCAGGGGUCCCCCCCGGGCCUGGCGGGACCAGGAUGCUGCCUGGCCCCAGCCAACGCCCGCGCCCACCCGAACGCGCCGUCUGAGCGGGGACAGCCCGAUGCCGGCUGAGCCCGGGCCCGAGGUGGGCAGUGGCUGGCCGGGCCUGCUCAUGUCCUGCCUGAGGGGUCCGCACGUCAUCCUCAAGAUGGAAGCCAUGAAGGUCGUGCACCCCGAGAAGUUCCCCGAGCUGCCGGCCGCCGCGCCCUGCUUCCCCGCGGCGCCGCGGCCCGCCCCCGCGCUGGCCCCCAAGCGGGCCUGGCCCUCCGACACCGAGAUCAUCGUCAACCAGGCGUGCGGGGGCGACGCGCCGGCCCUGGACGGGGCGCCCCGCACUCCGCCCCCGCCGCGGCGGCCCCGCAAGGGCAGCGUGGAGCUGGGCUUCCCGCGCGUGGCGCCGGCGGACGAGGUCAUCGUGAACCAGUACGUGGUGCGUCCGGGCCCCGCGGCGGCCUCCGCGGCCUCCUCGGCGGCCGGCGAGCCGCUGCAGUGCCCCACGUGCGGGCACACGUACAAUGCCACGCAGCGGCGGCCGCGCGUGCUCUCGUGCCUGCACUCGGUGUGCGAGCAGUGCCUGCAGAUCCUGUACGAGUCGUGCCCCAAGUACAAGUUCAUCUCCUGCCCCACCUGCCGCCGCGAGACUGUGCUCUUCACCGACUACGGCCUGGCCGCGCUGGCGGUCAACACGUCCAUCCUGAGCCGCCUGCCGCCCGAGGCGCUCACGGCGCCGGCCGGGGGCCAGUGGGGCGGCGAGCCGGAGGGGAGCUGCUACCAGAGCUUCCGGCAGUACUGCGGGGCUGCCUGCACCUGCCACGUGCGGAACCCGCUGUCCGCCUGCUCCAUCAUGUAGCGCCCGCCUGCCCGCCACCCCCCACCCCCACCCCGGCAGUCCCUGCUCGCUGCUGCCUCGGGGCCUGGCCCUGCCCUGCCGCCGCCGACCCUUCCUCGCCGACCAUGGCUUCUGGCCCACCCCGCGUGGCACUGUCA